AUGUUCUGCGAUUUAGCUGUAGAUGAACAGGAUUCUGUCCGUCUACUUGCUGUCGAAGGAUGUAUCGCAAUGGCAGGACUGUUGUCUGAAGAGAGCCGUCGUGAUCUGGUUCGUCCAGUACUGAUGGGCCUGAUUGAUGACAAGAGCUGGCGUGUACGAUUCAUGGUAGCGGAGAAACUAACGGAGAUUCAAGAAGCUAUUGGUGAAGACAUGACAAUGACUGAACUUGUUCCUGCAUUCACUAAUCUGCUCAAAGAUCCCGAAGGAGAAGUCCGUGGUGCAGCAGCGCAGAAAUUGAACACUUUCUGUGCAAAUCUGAAGAAGAGCGCAAGAGAAUCGGCUAUACUCAACAAUAUUUUGCCGGUUGUGAAAGAAUUGGUGACUGACCCGAAUCAGCACGUGAAGACCGAGCUUGCUGGCGUGAUUAUGGGCUUAGCGCCGCUUGUGGGGAAAGAGAACACAAUCUCACAGCUUCUACCAAUUUACAUGCAACUACUGAAAGACAGUACUGCAGAAGUCCGCCUGAACAUCAUCAGCAGCCUCGACAAGGUCAACGAUGUUAUCGGUGCAUCGCAGCUUUCCCAGUCGCUUCUUCCAGCUAUCGUUGAACUUGCUGAAGAUGGAAAAUGGCGCGUGAGGCUGGCCAUAGUCCAAUUUAUGCCCCUUCUUGCUGCACAGCUCGGGCAAGCCUUUUUUGAUGAGAAAAUGCUCCCACUUUGUCUCAACUGGCUCUGUGACCAUGUUUAUGCAAUACGUGAAGCUGCAACGGCAAUCCUUACUGAACUUGCCGGAAAAUUCGGUGGUGAAUGGGCAACAAAGAACAUUAUGCCGAAAGUGCUCACCUUGUCCAAGGAUCUCAACUACUUGCAUCGUAUGACCUGCCUGUUUUGUCUCAAUUCACUUGCCGAAGCUGUAGGACCUGAACAAACAGCGAAAGAGAUUAUGCCUGUGAUCAAGGAGCUCAGUGGAGAUAAUGUACCAAACGUGCGCUUCAAUGUGGCCAAAGGACUAAUGAAGAUUGGAAAAGUGGUAGAUUCGAGUCUACUCCAAAAUGAAAUCAAGCCAAUCCUAAUGAAUUUAUGCAACGAUGCCGAUUUUGACGUUCGGUACUUUGCCGAAGAAACAAAGAACGCCCUAGGAUUACACUAG
This is a messenger RNA of Cooperia oncophora, 1149 nucleotides long. The record is from the annotation of a GenBank genome assembly. Lineage: Eukaryota; Metazoa; Nematoda; Chromadorea; Rhabditida; Trichostrongylidae.